Molecule: messenger RNA, 1092 nt
Organism: Talaromyces amestolkiae
Lineage: Eukaryota; Fungi; Ascomycota; Eurotiomycetes; Eurotiales; Trichocomaceae
Exons: 2
Coding region: 1-1092 (363 amino acids)
Source: RefSeq, a predicted model, not a curated record
AUGUUUGAUUCCAUCAGACGCUUUUUCAAGUUCAUACUUGGAGGACACGAGGACAUAUAUGCCUUGGAUCAUGCUAUCCUCAACGUGGCCGUUCCUCCCGAGCACAUGUGGAUGAAUAUGGGCUACUGGAAGGACACCAAGUCAUUUCCCGACGCGUGCAAGGCUCUUCUCGACAAAGUUCUGGUUACAGCCGGACUUCUCAAUGAGGAUAAGACUCCGAUUACAGAGUCACUGUGCGAUGCCCAUCCGGAAGACGCGAAGCAGAGUGUUAACUUUAAGCUGAUUGACGUUGGAAUUGGGUGCGGCGAUCAGUCACUGUACUUGACCAGAAGGCUUCAUCGAUCGACGACUACUGGUAGUGGCAACGGUAACGUAAGAGACACGACGAUAAAGGACCAGACGCUGGUUCCAUUGUUUGACUCAUACGUUGGGAUCAAUAUCACCUCGGCUCAAGCGAACCUCGCACGACAUCGUCUCGAGACUACUGCAGAAUAUAAGUCUACUUCUCCCCCAGAAUGGACGUCAGACGUAAAGAUUUUUGCGGCAGAUGCUGCUCGUCCUGCUUCCUGGGACCGAACGCUUAACGAAGCUAUCUUUGGCACAAUACCGCCAAAGUCCACGCUAGAAACAUCUAGUGCUCCAUUAAAUGGGAAGGAACACGUGUGGCUGUUGGGUCUCGAUACGCUUUAUCACUUCCGACCAUCUCGCAUUCCGCUAUUUGAAUGUGCAUACAAAGAUAUGAAUGCCUCAAUCAUGGGAUUUGAUCUUUUAUUGGGAGAUUCUUUAUCCCUAUGGGAAAAACUCUGCUUGCGUCUGAUAUGCAUCGUUUCAGGUAUUCCUUACGGCAAUCUAAUGACCAAGAAGGAGUACGAGGGCAUGUUGAUCAGUGUUGGUUACGCACAAGAUAAUAUUAAAUUGGUGGACAUUUCCGACCAUACGUUCGCAGGUAUUGCAGACUUCCUCCGGGUAAAAGAAGCUGAACUGAACAAGUUCGGUAUGACAAUGGGAAGAUUGAAAACGCCGGGAAAGAUCUUUGACUGGUGGGCCAAAAGUGGUGUGAUCAAGGGCUAUGUGGUUGUCGCACGCAGAUAG